AGUUCAAAUGUGUUUAUUCUGGUAAAUAAUUUAGCCUUUUUAAGUGAAUAUUUAAAGUAUAAUAUGGUUUUGUCCAAAUUUUUUAAUAAGUUAUUCAUAGAUAUUCCACAUCAAAACUACAAUUGAAUUCAAAAUAGGAGUUCCAGCUUUGAAUUUUACAAAUAGAAUCGGCUAUAUUUUGAGGAUAUAGGUAAUGAUGGCUUACAGAAACUUACCAAAACGAGUAUUUGGAAAUGCAUUUCUGCAGUUGAAGCAGCAUAGACUCAUACCAAAUGUGAAGAGUGAAAUUAUACAUUUCCAGCCAAGUGUCAAGUCUCUGCACUCCAAUUCUGAUAGAAUCAACAAUAAAUUAACUACACCUGGAGCGUCGUACGACAUUUUAAUACAAAAUCUUCGUUCAGCUACUGAUAGCUCGGACAUCCUGUACAAUGUGCAACAGCAUCAUGCAAUUAUGAAUGAAGACCAUGUCAUGCAGGCGGUCAACUCUAUAUUCACUCUACAGAAAUCGAAUAACUCCCAAAUGACCAACAAAGACGUGGUGAGAAACAAAAACUUCAACCUUCUCUGCAAAGUGCUACUGAGCAAAGUCAGAUACCUGCAGCUCAACGAUCACCUCAACGCGCUGAAAACAUUCUCGUUCAUCGGUCUGCCAGCCACCACUAAAAUCACCCAAGUGCUCCUCCAGCUAGUCGCCAAACAAGUGAACAACCUGUCGCUGACACAAAUCGUGUUCGUCGACUUUAUAAUCAAAGACUGCGAAACCUGUCCAUUGGUGGAUGCUCUCCUGAUCGCGUUGCCGAUCGUGUUCGAGGUUCGUUGUUCGCAGCAGUUGCGCGAAUUGGACGUUCGGCAAGCGACCGAUCUUUUCAUGUACGCCGUCAGAAAACGACUAGCCGACGAAUGCGUCGACUCGUUUGUCGUGUUUUUCAACGAGCGAAUCGAAGAUCUGGAUUUGGACGUUUGUAGGAUCAUCGUGAAAGGUUUGACUGAAAUUAAGAUCGACAGUUUUCCGCGACGUAACCUGUUGCAGGUGUGUUUGGAUACGAUUAUCGAUCACGCAAAUCACAUGAAUUUCUUCGAUUUGAACUUUAUUCUGACGCGGUUGACGUUGGGGUACCGGGCUAACAAACAGUUUUAUCAUGAGGAGUACAUCAACUGUUGUGCUAAGUUUGUGAUUGAUAACAGGUGUGACAUAGAACACGCGACAUUGGUGCUAAGGACGUGUAACCGAUUUAUUCAUCUUCAUAAAGGAAUAAUCGAUUAUGUCAAUGAGAAAGUGCUGGAAGACCCGAGUCAGUUGGAGAGAUGGUCUGUGGGCAUGCUGCUCACUUUCAUCGAGAGUAUGGCGAUAGCCGAUUACCGACCUGAAGGCUUUGACACCUACAAAGAAACUCUAAUUCAAUCGAUGAAUAAAUUCACCAAUAAAAUAGAGAUUCCAUGGUUUAAAACAGCGUUGAACUUGUGUGCCCUGGAUUGUUGGCCCACAGAAUUCUUCAAUCAAAUAUUCGAGGAGGGGUUCCUGAGAAGAUUUUUAAAGAGAGAUUUCGGAGUGGAUGGUAUCGAAGUGCUAGAGCUCUACCAAGCCGUCUCCACACUUUGCCCGAGUUACAGCGGCAAUUUGCCCACAGCUGACAUGUUGGACCUGCUGAUUGCUGCCCAGAAAGAGCGGCACAAAGAUGUUGACCUGCCUCUGUUGGGCGCCCUGCAGACGGCACUGUCGGGGCGGUCCUAUGUGUGCUCGUCGGUGUAUUCCAGGCUGGGGCAUUUCGUUGAUCAUGUAGUAGUAAUGCGUAAAGGUGGAUAUGCCGCUGCCAUCAACUUUGCAGAUGAAUUAUCAAAAACGGGAUCAAAACCAGAUGAAAUGAAACUGGAAGACUUAGCUACUCGCAUACCGGAAGAUAGCAAUAUAAUCGCCAUACUGUAUCUGGGACCCACCAGCUACACAGUGAACACAGAGCGAGUGAAAGGCCAAGAGAAUGUGAAAAUGAGAGUGCUGGAAGCGAUGGGAUAUUCUGUCGUUCCAGUCACGCAGUCUAUCUGGAAUAACCUCUUGGACGGCGAGAAAAUACCCUACCUCAUGCAACAAUUGAAAAACAAAAGUAGUCACUCUGAAAUAACGGAGGCGGCAGUGGUGUGACAAGGAUCUGUUUAGUGUGUUGUAAUUUUGUAAAUAAAUAUUAUUUUAUAGUUACCUAGUGACAA
This is a messenger RNA of Nilaparvata lugens (brown planthopper), 2202 nucleotides long. RefSeq lists its product as uncharacterized. NCBI's taxonomy places the organism in Eukaryota, Metazoa, Arthropoda, Insecta, Hemiptera, Delphacidae. The record is from RefSeq and is a predicted model, not a curated record. Bases 194 to 2137 code for a protein of 647 amino acids. The transcript is spliced from 9 exons.